AUGAAGGCCUCAUUCAUUUCUAGGCUGCUAUCCCUGACAGCAUUUGCGAUCUCCUCCAAUCUUUCAUAUGGCCUGCCUCUCUCCGAGAGAGAUGUGAGGCUCUUCGAGGAGCGCUACAUCAACUCACUAGACUACUCGCUCGGUAAUGACACCGUCAAAUUAGUCGGUUACAAGAACAUCAAGAUCCCCGCCGAAGAGUUGGACGAUCUGAACGACCACUACAACAAUCACCCAGAGGUGUGGAAAAAUCUGCCAAACUACUUCUACGAUCAGGGGUCUGGCACCCUACGUGCCUAUUUCCCAGUCGACGGAGCGCUUGUCGAGCAUGACGGCCAAUAUCAUGAGGCGAACUCAUUGGGCGAGUUGGAGCUCACCAAGGUUAACGGCGACAGUUCUGUGCUGGGCCGAAGACAGACCGAGUCCAUUACGGGUGUUGAAGGUAAUAUCAUCAAAGAUGGCAUUAUCUACCUCGAGAAGGCCGCGAAGCCGCACGCUCAGUAUGGUAAAGUGCUCGUCUACGACUUCGGUGACAAGAUUGUCCUCGACCAUGAUCAUGGCAGCCACACCAAGCGAGACGGGAAGAAAUCCUGCAUGAAAAACCAUGGCGGUCCGAACUGCAGCGACAAGUUCAACAUUCACAAUAAUAAGUGCAAGAAGAGACAUGACAUCUGCAUGGAUUACAACGGAUGGUUUUCGAACUGCAAGAAGAAUGGCUCGACCUGGAGGAACUUCCCCGGCAGUGACUGUGAUAAGGCACUAGGCCGUGGUAAGUGCGGGAAUGAGGUUAUGUGA
This is a messenger RNA of Aspergillus oryzae RIB40, 792 nucleotides long. RefSeq lists its product as uncharacterized. NCBI's taxonomy places the organism in Eukaryota, Fungi, Ascomycota, Eurotiomycetes, Eurotiales, Aspergillaceae. The record is from RefSeq and is a predicted model, not a curated record. The coding region runs from base 1 to 792 and encodes 263 amino acids. The transcript has a single exon.